UUUAUUCCCACGUUUUUCACGGCACAUCCAAUAUUUACAUGACUCCAGACAAAAUAUCAAGAAAACACGUCACCUUCAAAUUGUGCCCAGGGAAGAGCAUUUCAGCACCUGCCUGUCACUAUACGUCGCUGUAAUAGAUAGGUGAGCGUUGAAGUAUCAAUUAAUUCAUCACAUUAAAAGCUUUUUCUCCCAAUUUUCUAAUCGAUCAGCGACAUGUUCUAAUUCAUGUGGGAAAAAAUAUAUUAUUCUCUCCUGCUCAAAAUGUGAGGCAAAAUGAUUGUCAUCACGAGCAUUUGUAGAUUUCUUCACGUUACUGAAUCAACAUUCAAGCGUUUUUAUCCUCAGCAAAUCUAAUCCAAUCUUGAUUUAUUCCUUAUAAAUAAAUGUCAAUUUCUGUUUAUUCAGCGUCAUCAUGAUGGAAAUGUUAACUAAGACAUAUAUCUUGACAUUUGUCCUUUUUAUUAUGCUAGCAUCGUGACUUGCUUGGCACACUAAAAGCAUUUCAAGCGUUGACAGGGACGUUGCCUUGUUGUGCCGGAGCAUGCGAAGGGGGGAGGGACACACACACACACACACACACUAUUGGUUGUGUUAGUGCGUGUGUGUUUGUGAAUGCCAGUCACAGACUGACACCCUGAUGUGACUGGCAGCUGCUGUUGAUAGCGAAAACCACACACAUGCAAAAAUCACUUCAUUUUGACAGGAAUGUGUGGAACGUCUCAAUCAGAUCCAAUGGAGGGAGGGCCAAUCAAUUAUGGGGGUUUAUUUGGUCGUCGUUUCUGAAAGAAGACAUUUAAGUUCCAUUGACGGCGAGAGACGUCCGAUCCAUUCCGACCGGAAGGGAAAUUGAUUGGAUGUCUAUCGCUGUCGAUGGCGGCCGAUGAGUUAACUAUGGGAGGCAGCUGGAUUUCAUAGGGUCUGGUUUUUUUGCUAGGCCACCUUUCUGUUUUUGUAUUGACAGUGACCAAAUUGAAUGCAUAAUGGCCGGUUUAAACCUUUUUCGUCAGUCUCGCUAAGUUUCAUGCACCCUCCGUGCCCCGUGAGGCCUGCCAGAUGUCCCGCUGAAGCGUUCUGUGUUUUGCUCAUCACCGAGGCGAAGGGAAAGGCCUUAGCCGGUCAUCCGGGCCGAGGCGUAAGAAGGUCCUUCCGAGCGUCCGCUCCCGCAAAUGACCAUAUGUGGACAUACCGAGGCGGCCCAGAGACGACGACGGCCGCCGCCAAAUGCGGAAAGCCAUCUCCCGUUCGGGGCUCCAGCACUUGGGGCCGCCCCCGCCCGCUUUGUCGUUGGCCUCCAACGGACCCAGCAAGGAGCUCCGCAGCUGCAUGGACUGGACGGAGAACGCAGUCAACGGCGACCACAUGUGGAUGGAGACCAGCUGCUCGGGCGAGCUCUGCUACUUGGGGGAGGACGCCUGUCUGGUCAAGGCCUCGAAGUCGGCGCUAAGGAGGAAGUGCGCCGCCUGCAAGAUCGUCGUUCACGCGAGCUGCUUGGAGCAGUUGGAAAAGAUCAACUUUAGGUGCAAGCCCACGUUCAGAGAGGGAGGAUCGCGUUGCCUCAGAGAUCAGAACCUGCUGAGGCAUCACUGGGUGCACCGACGCAGGCAGGAGGGCAAGUGCAAACAGUGCGGAAAGAGUUUUCAGCAGAAGAUUUUCCACAGUAAAGAAAUCAUCGCUAUUAGCUGUUCCUGGUGUAAACAGGCAUUCCACAACAAGGUGACGUGCUUCAUGUUGCACCAGAUCGAAGAGCCGUGCUCCCUCGGGGCGCACGCCGGCGUCAUCGUGCCUCCGUCGUGGAUCAUCAAAGUCAGGAAACCGCAGAACUCGCUCAAGAACUCGGCCAGGAGGAAAAAACGCACGUCUUUCAAGCGCAGGACGAGCAAGAAGGGGCUGGAUGAUUCAAAAUGGCGACCGUUCGUGCUAAAGCCCCUCCCCUCUCCACUUAUGAAGCCCAUCCUGGUCUUUGUCAACCCCAAGAGUGGAGGCAACCAGGGCGCCAAGGUGCUCCAGAUGUUCAUGUGGAUCUUGAACCCGCGGCAAGUCUUUGACCUGUCGCAGGGCGGCCUUCGAGAGGCGUUGGAUUUGUAUCGGAAAGUGCCAAACUUGCGGAUCCUGGCCUGCGGCGGGGACGGAACUGUGGGCUGGAUCCUGUCCACGCUGGACGAGCUGCAGAUGAACCCCCAGCCUCCGGUGGCCGUCCUUCCUCUGGGAACGGGAAAUGACCUCGCCAGGACGCUCAACUGGGGCGGGGGCUACACGGACGAACCCGUGUCCAAAGUUCUGGGCCACGUGGAGGACGGCUCGGUGGUGCAGCUGGACAGGUGGAACCUGCAGGUGGAGAAAAGCGGCGUCGAGCCGCAGCCUGAGGACGGCACCCAGAAGCUUCCUCUUAACGUGUUCAACAACUACUUCAGCCUGGGCUUCGACGCUCACGUCACGCUGGAGUUCCACGAGUCCAGAGAGGCCAACCCCGAAAAGUUUAACAGUCGCUUCCGUAACAAGAUGUUCUAUGCAGGAGCCGCCUUCUCCGAUUUCCUCCAGAGAAGCUCCAGAGACUUGUCCAAGCACGUCCGAGUGGUGUGUGACGGCACCGACCUUACUCCAAAAAUCCAGGAGCUGAAAUUCCAGUGCAUCGUGUUUCUAAACAUUCCCAGGUACUGCGCGGGCACCAUGCCGUGGGGGAACACCGGCGACCACCGCGACUUUGAGCCGCAGCGCCACGACGACGGCUGCAUCGAGGUCAUCGGUUUCACCGUGGCCUCGCUGGCGGCGCUACAGGUGGGCGGUCACGGCGAGAGGCUGCACCAGUGCAGAGAGGUGGUCCUCACCACGUUCAAGACCGUGCCCGUUCAGGUCAGGAGCCGUACUUGUGGUGUCUAUUCAAGGGCUCGUCUAGAAGCGGCGUGUUUUCCUCAGGUGGACGGCGAACCCUGCCGAUUGGCGCCGUCCACGUUACGCAUUUCACUGCGCAACCAGGCCAACAUGGUCCAGAAGAGCAAGCGGCGCACCUCGGUGCCUCUCCUCAACGAUAUUCAGAAGGUGUGUGCAGCUGAUCUGCGCCGCCUCUCUGCUCCCCCCGACUCCUUCUCUGUCCCUCACGCCGUUCCCGAGCGUCUGCGGCUGCGCGUCAACCGCAUCGGCCUGCACGAGUACGACCAGCUGCAGUACGACAAAGAGCGGCUGAGGGACAUUUCGGUCCCCGUGGGCAUCGUGGUGGUGAGAGGCGACUGCGACCUGGAGACGUGCAGGCUCUACAUCGACAGACUGCAAGAGGACUUGCACCAAGCGCCCUCCCUCGGCCACAGAGUGCACUACCAGGACGAGAGCCGGGGCGUGCGCAGGACCGGCUCGGGUGCCAGACUUUCUUCCAGCUGGAGCUUCUUAGAUUCCACGUCGGCUGAUCGCUUCUAUCGCAUCGACAAGGCUCAGGAGCACCUUCAUUUUGUGACGGAAAUUUGCCAGGAGGAGGUAUUUAUCCUGGACCACGACAGCCCCCCGGUGUCCUCGGGCGGCAUGCCCGACCUGGUGGUGGAGCCCAACGCCGGCGCACCUUUGACUGCUGAGGAACAAGCUCUGUUGACGGCCGCCAGCUCAGGGGAUCUCUCCAUGUUGUCGGAGUGCGUGCAUCACGGCGUCAGCCUGCUGGUGCGAGACGCGGCCGGCUGCUCGGCCUUACAUAAAGCCUCGCAGAAAGGACACGCCCAGCUGGUUGUCUUCAUCCUGCAGCGAGGGUCCAAAGUGCUUCUCGACUUGCCCGACAGAGAAAAAGGGGACACGGCCUUGCACAAAGCCGCCUCGGAGAAGCAGCACGCCGUGUGUCGGCUGCUGGUGGAGGCGGGCGCGUCGCUACAGAAAACCAACUUUCAGGGGAAGACGCCGGCGGAGCAAGCGGAAGGGGACUCGGAGCUGAGCUCGUACCUGAGCGGCCAAAUAGGCCCCCCGGCCCCCCACGAGGACUUGGAGACGGCAGUCUGACGCGCUAUUUAUUUUCUAUUUAUUUAUUCCUAUUUCUAUUUAUUGCGGCCGGUUCUCGCGGGAUGCCAGUCAAGUGCACUUUGGAGCGGCCGUCACGUAUCGUCACCGGUUGGACCGUGUCUGAAAACCGUUUAAGUCAUUCCCUGCCGUCGACGGCGACGGACGUCCGAGCCAUUUUGACCGGGGGAAGGGCGAGCGGACGACGACGUCCGCGGCCGUCGACGUUUUCACCCGUCGAGGCCUUCGUGCCAAAGUCGAACAACACUGCUUUCAACGCCUAUUAUCCUCAGUAUUCCUUCACCAGUUGGAAAGCUAGCACGCGUAAUCCACGGACGGAUUAAUACUCGGAGUCAAAAGAUGAAUCCGUCAUAUCGUCGAUGACCAAUUGAACGUUGAGCUGCCAUGCGACCCUUAUCGUGCGUGUGAUCACUGAGCCAUAUUCGAUGCAAUAUGAACAGUCGACGUCUCGUUGCAUCUCUCUGCUCGUCAUUUUACAUUACAUUAAUGUUUUUAACGUUGCGCCGAGGCAAGUACGCUAUCGUACUUGCGUGGCUGUCGCGUGGAGAUUGUCUUCUACUUUUUUGGUUUGCCCCCAUCUUGUCGCGCAAUGAUGCCGUCUUAUCCAAAUGUAAAGAUGCGCGAAGAAAGUUGUAUCGUUUCAACUCGUAUAUAUUUGGCGCGUCUGGUUUGAUUUUUUUUUUUUUUUUUAAUCUAAUAUGCACGAAAGGCGUGACAUAUUCGACGGCUGCUUGAGGGCGGACGCACUUAUCAAUUCAAUAGAAAGUUUAUAUUAUUACAAGAAGCAUUUGGUUCUGCAUGGCAUUUUCCUUGAUUACUUUUCAGUAUUGUCAUACGCGUGAGUAAUUCUCAUGACUAAGUUAUUGUUUGGAAUGUUUUCUGCCCGUUUUUUGUAUGGCUGCUAAAGAUGACUUGAAGUGUUUUGGUUUCAUUUGUAAGAAGAAGCUUUAUUCUCUGGUUUUCUUUGUUGGAAUGCACGUUUUGUUUUCUUCGUCCGCAAAACCUUUUCACAGACUUUUCAUUCAAAUUAAAGAUCUUUGUCUUCUAUGAA
Messenger RNA from Corythoichthys intestinalis (scribbled pipefish), 5041 nucleotides. RefSeq names its product diacylglycerol kinase, iota (gene dgki). The transcript has 33 exons. Gene Ontology annotation, cellular component: nucleus. The record is from RefSeq and is a predicted model, not a curated record. Bases 1222 to 3972 code for a protein of 916 amino acids. Gene Ontology annotation, biological process: diacylglycerol metabolic process; lipid phosphorylation; intracellular signal transduction. Gene Ontology annotation, molecular function: protein binding; ATP-dependent diacylglycerol kinase activity. Lineage: Eukaryota; Metazoa; Chordata; Actinopteri; Syngnathiformes; Syngnathidae.